UGGAGGGUUGGAAGCAGGGGCAGUAAUGUGGUACAACAGCUACUGGUGGCGGGUAUGUUAGAUGUUUUGAACCACUCAGGAUCUUCAAGAACCGUGCGGGUGCCUCCUGAGUCACUUACGGAGGUGAAGGACGCUCUGCAGGAUGCCGGCAUUCCCUACCAGGUUCUCAUCCACGACCUGGCCGCCCACCUCCAGGCAGCAGACGAGGAAGGACGGGAGAGACGUUCAGCUGACAACAGCAGCUGCACAGUAAGCAGCUGUCCAGCGCCCCUCAACACACACUACAUGACUUUCUCUCAGAUGGAGUGGUAUCUGAGAGAUGUCAACACUUCCUCACCCACCAGGAUCACCGUCUCAUCCAUCGGCAAGUCUGUGGAAGGUCGCAACAUCUGGCUGGCUCACAUCUUGCCUUCUCAACCGUCAGACAAGGCUGUCUGGCUUGAGGCUGGUCUGCAUGCCAGGGAGUGGAUCUCUCCAGCUGUGGCUCUUCAUCUCAUCCAUCACAUGAUCACUAACACUUCAGCCACAUCCUCCGUCGACGUGUUCAUAGUACCCAUGGCUAACCCCGAUGGCUAUGUCUACACCUGGAUAACCGAUCGUCUUUGGCGUAAGAACCGCAGGGUUAAUGGUGGUGCCAGGUGUGACGGCGUCGAUCUCAACCGCAACUGGGAUUCCCAUUUCGGCGUGGGAGCCUCUAACAACCCCUGCAGCGAGGUGUACCAAGGACCAUCAGCCUUUUCCGAGCCGGAAACCAAGGCCCUGCGCGAUGCUAUGCUGAAGCUCAAGGAUAAUCUAGAACUAGUGUUGGCACUACAUAGCUAUGGGCAGGACUUGUUGUAUCCCUGGGGCUGGUCCACUGGGGAAGAAGCGCCAGGUAAACACGACCUCAUCGCCAUUGGACAAGUAUUCACACAAGCUGUCAAAAACGCAACAGGCACGGAGUACGCUGUAAAGAAUGCCGCAGAAGGUUACUACGUAGCGUCUGGUGCAACAGAUGACUGGGCAAUGGAGGCGCUACACACUAAAUAUGUGUAUACCUUGGAGUUGAGGGAUCAAGGCCGUCAAGGUUUCCUGCUGGAGCCUGCUAACAUCCUUGCGUGUAGUGAAGAAAUAUGGCAGGGAAUCACGCAAGUUAUCAAGAAGAUUAAUGCUUAACACUUUAUAAGUAAGUUUAAUUAGGCACAGGUACACAUAAGUACAAUUAUCAUACAUAGUGUCAUUUAUGUAGGAUAGCCCCCAUCGUAAGUUUAAUAUCUUUGCUGAAAACCUGCUAUAUCAUACCCAUAAUGCUGUGUGACCCUUAACAAGAACAAUAAUAAUAAUAAUAACGCACUUAGGACAUUUUAUUAUAGAUGCGUUUUGUUGCUGAGACCUUGUUUACUCCACAAGAUCCCAGGAACCAGGUCCCAGGUACCUGAUCCCAGGAACAAGGUACCAGGUACCGGGAACAAGAUUCCAGGAACAAGGUCCCUGGUCCCAGGAACAAGGUUCGAGGUCCCAGUUCCUAGGAGCAAGGUCUUGGGUCUCUGGAACAAGGUCCGGGGUCCCAGGAACAAGGUCCUGGAUCCCUUGAAUAAGGUCCCGGGUCCCUUGAACAAGGUCCCGGGUCCCUGGUACAAGGUCCCGGGUGUUAGGUAAAAGGAUACAAGUACAACUAAUGUGACAUUUUGCUGUGGCAACGUUUCGCUCUCCAGGAGCUUUGUCAAACCGUUCUACCAGCAUUAAUACAAGGUCCCGGGCCCCAGGAACAUUGUCCCGGAUCCCAGGAACAAGGUCCUGGGUCCCAGGAACAAGGUCCCGGGUCCCAGGAGCAAGGUUCCAGUACCCAGAAACAGGGUCUCGGGUCUCAGAAAUGAUCCCAGGUCCCAAAUGUUUCCAUGGUACAAUGUCCUAGAUGCUUUAUAGCUGUGGUAGGCGCCCCAUCCCCAUUAGGUCAUUAUCCGUACACAUACAAAUAUUUCCUGCUUUAACAAUAAUCUAAAGCCAAGACAACAGUGCAUAAGA
Molecule: messenger RNA, 2004 nt
Organism: Cherax quadricarinatus
Lineage: Eukaryota; Metazoa; Arthropoda; Malacostraca; Decapoda; Parastacidae
Product: carboxypeptidase B
Biological process (GO): proteolysis
Molecular function (GO): zinc ion binding; metallocarboxypeptidase activity
Source: RefSeq, a predicted model, not a curated record